Molecule: messenger RNA, 685 nt
Organism: Malus domestica (apple)
Lineage: Eukaryota; Viridiplantae; Streptophyta; Magnoliopsida; Rosales; Rosaceae
Source: RefSeq, a predicted model, not a curated record
CUGCUUCAGCUUCAAAUCAGACACCUAAAACCCCCUCUGCAUCUAAUAGCUUCCAAUCACAAUACUUUCGGUUCUCUCCCACCGAGUAAGAUUACUUAAACCCUCUCUGCUACUUCAUUCUAUUUCGGUUUUGAAGGAAUCGUGUGAGUUAAUUUGGGGGUUUUUUAGGAUCUAAUGGCGCCCCUAAUGAGCCGACGGUUUUGGACAAGGAACAGAUUUUUGGUAUGGCCGAGAAGGAGAUGGAAUACAGGGUUGAGUUGUUCAACAAGCUUACCCACACAUGUUUCAACAAGUGCGUCAAGAAGAAGUACAAGGAGUCUGAGCUAAAUAUGGGUGAAAACAGUUGCAUUGAUCGGUGCGUGUCCAAAGUAUCUAUCUGUUUCAUAUGAUUUUAGUGCUAGUGUAUUGGAUUACGUUAUAAGAACAAUCCCAGUCAUCCUUCAAAUAUUUUUAUUUCUUCAUUUCUGCUGUCGUUGAUAUUUGUCACUUCAAUUUAUUCUCUUUAGCUACUUCCACUGCAUCUCCAAAUAAUUUCUUUGAAAAAUUGGGCAUUCAUAGUGAAGAGUUCUUAAUUAUUUUGUUUUCUUGAAUAAUUGCCAUUGUUUUCGACGGUUUGGUUACACCUUAAAAUGUUGGAAUGCUUCUACCUUUUCGGCAGCUUUGUUAAGGAAAAGUUAUGAGGAUU